AUGGCCCUUGUCGACAAUCCCAUCCCUCCUGUGCAUGCGAACGGGCUGCAGCGCAUACGAGAAAGCUGGAAAAAGCCAUCCGAUUCCGUUACAGCGCUAUCCCCAUGGCCCAAGGACUUUAGCCAGGGCAUCACACCCGCCCGGUGUCAUUCACAUAACGACUACUGGCGCAAAGUCCCACUGUUUGAUGCGCUCACCGCUGGUUGUGUGGGCGUAGAGGCAGAUGUAUGGCUAGAUAAAACGUCCAAUGACCUACUGGUAGGCCACCGAACCUCGUCCUUAUCGGCCGAACGCACUCUACAGUCUCUAUAUAUCAAACCCCUGACCAUAAUCCUUACCCGGAUAAAUCAGGGCGUCAACUAUCCCGCCCCCAGGUCCGGAGUUUUCGAGACCCUUCCCAAUGCCAGCUUGACACUCCUGAUUGAUGUCAAGACCGACGGGCAUACUACCUGGCCCGUGGUGAUGGAUCAACUAGCCCCCCUGCGUGCCGGUGGCUGGUUAUCAUAUUGGAAUAAGACCGGCGAUGGGCUGGCCUGGCGGCCGAUCAUAGUAGUGGGCACUGGGAAUACCCCAUUUGAGCUGGUCAAUGCCGGCGCCGAAUACCGGGACGUCUUCUUCGAUGCCCCACUGGGUCAACUUGCAGACAACGCCAGCUUCACCGCCAACAACUCAUACUACGCAAGCGCAUCGUUAAGGAAAGCUGCCGGGACCUUCUGGCCCUGGGGACCAAGCAGACGUCAGAAAGAGACCAUGAAGCGGAUGAUCGAUACGGCCGCGGCAAGGGGAUUGGUGUCGCGAUUCUGGGAUAUACCCGGGUGGCCGGUGAAUCGACGAACGAAGCCCUGGCGAUUCUUGAUCGAGAGUGGGAUUGGAAUACUGAAUGUGGAUGAGUUGUUCGAAGCGAGGCAAUGGAUUCGGGAUUGGUGCACUGUUGCAGGGAGGCCAUGGAUCUUCCCAUAUGUUCCUAACGGUAGUCCGCCCGCCCGCAUUUGUGUCAGCAGCAGCCUCGGUACAAAGAGCACGGAGAUCGGCUCUGCCAUAGCCCUUCGUUAUCUCGGCCAGUUCGUCCUUGAUGUGAUCAGGGAGAGGUGGAUCCCAACCUUUGAUGCUGAUGAAGCUCCUUCAGAAGAACACAGGAGCAACCGCACAAUCAUCACCUCCGAAUCACGCGGUCUGAUCCGCUGCAAGGAACAACAGGCUUCGCACCUGGGAAGCUGCCCUGCAUCUCGGCUCGUUUCUCAGCACGCCCGCCGGGCAGGCUCUCGUGCGCGGGAACCAGGUCAUCGAGCUCGGCGCCGGCACGGGCUUCUAUCCAUGUUCUGCGCCAAACAUCUCGGCGUGCAGAGCGUGGUCGCCACGGACCGCGAGCCGGCCCUCAUCGAGAAUAUCCACGGUUGUAUGCGGCGGAAUGAGCUUGACCCUGCUGUCUUUCAUCCUGCGAUUUGGGAGUGGGGGACACCCUUGUCUUUGACUCAGUCUAAGCCGAAGGGCGACGCCGCAGAGAGUGCCGCGGUGUCAGGCAACGGUGAUCUGGCCUUUGACGUUGCACUCGGUGCUGACCUGGUGAGUGUACAUGAUCGUCCUCUGGCCCGUGGCCUGGAAUCGGAAAUUUCUAUUGAUGUCCUUACUGUGAAUCAAUCUUUUUUUCCAACUUCGACCAGCCAUACCGCCGAACUCGAAGCAUUACCCCCUAAUCCAUUUCUAGAUCAACAGCAUCCUCGUCGAGUAAUGGUACAAAACGAAAGUCCACGAAAGUCACGGUCCCCCCAGUUCUCUCCUAGAACCUCGACUGCAGUCAGCCACCACAACUACGACCCAGACCGCUCCUUCCCGCACAGUCGCGGGGCCUCGGAAGCGUACUUCAAAUAUGCCGUUCUCUUCUUUGCGGCAUCAAUCAUCACAUGGGUUCCUUCGUCUGCCAACCGGGUUUAUGCGCUUGCCGCUUCCAAUCACUAUGUCUUCGGCUUGAGCUGCGCCUCGAGCUUUGCUCUUCCUUUGCAGGGAUUCUGGAAUAGCCUUGUCUACAUUACCGUGUCGUGGCAGGCUAUUUUGACAUGGUUUCGACAUGUUGGUGCGCAGGCGCGGCGCACGUCGAGUGCCACGCUUGGAUCUUUGUUUUCCUUGCGUCUGUUGAGUCGGGGUUGGCUGUGA
This is a messenger RNA of Aspergillus lentulus, 2151 nucleotides long. The record is from RefSeq and is a predicted model, not a curated record. Lineage: Eukaryota; Fungi; Ascomycota; Eurotiomycetes; Eurotiales; Aspergillaceae.